Messenger RNA from Oldenlandia corymbosa var. corymbosa, 933 nucleotides. The record is from the annotation of a GenBank genome assembly. NCBI's taxonomy places the organism in Eukaryota, Viridiplantae, Streptophyta, Magnoliopsida, Gentianales, Rubiaceae.
UGUGUGUGUAAAACACAUUAUUCACGUUAUACUCGUAAUUCUCGAUUCUAGGAUAUAACUUUAUAUAUAGUCCUCGUAACUAUUUCAGCUUUUCCUUCAAAAGAAUCCUUACACAAUCCUAAAUAUCUUAGUCAAACUAAAAAAAAGAGAAGAAAACCAAUGUUUCCAAAAUCUCAUCUUUCCAAAUUCCUGAAAUCACUUGCAACCCUUUUCGCAUUGGCAUGGAAAUUCUUCAGCUUUUCCAACAUUGAUCCUCCGGCGGCGGCGGCGGAGGCUGCUUUCUCAGGUGAAGAAAUUGGAGAAAUCAGGAGGGUCCAUAUUAAUUCUUCAAGUUGUUGGAAGCCAAGCCAAAAAGGAGAAGAAAAGGAGUGUUCAAUCUGUUUAUUCAAGAUGGAGCAAGGGGAUGAAAUCAGGGAGCUGAAGAAUUGUGGACAUGAAUUCCAUAGAGAUUGUAUUGAUAGAUGGGUUACCGGCCACGGUCAGGUGACUUGUCCGCUGUGUCGAAGCUAUCUCCGGCGGCUGCCGACGUUAUUCCCGGCGACCCAAGAGAUUAAGCUCUUAGUAUUUAAGUUCUGUAACAACAUCGGGUCAACUCACCGCCGGCACCGGCCAGAUUCGGAUUCAUGGUGGCUCCGUUAAGGAGCUAAUUAAUUAAUCCAAUUCAACAUCUUGCAUGCAUGCAUGUGUCUGAAUCAGCCGAAGUUGCUAGCUAGUAGCUAAUACUUUUAAGUUCUUAUCGAAUUCUAAGCUUAAGCUAUAUGUAAGAUUAAUUAAACUUAUGAAGUCUUACUUUUUUUAAUGGUUAAUUAAGCAGCAUUUUCGUUUUCGGUUUUACUCUUUCUGUCUAAAAAAAUUAUAAAAAAAACUCACAUAGAGUUUUUUAAUUUGUACUAAUUUUAAAAUAAAUAUUAAAAUUCAAUAUGAAUUAUUUAC